AUGAAGUCACUCGAGGCUGAGAAAGAUCGCGUUCAACUACAGAAAGUAUCCAUCCACAGCACAUGUGAGUUUGCCAAACAGCUUGUUCAACAUGGCUCCCACACGGAGGUGAUGACACACGCUAAAAAUAUCCAAGCAAGGAUGAAAGAACUGAACAAUAUCAGACCCACCGUACAGGUAAAAACAAUAGAGAUCACUUUCAGUAAAGGAAAACUUCCAGUGGACUUCUUUGGUCGUGUGACCAUGUUAGAAUGGAUAGAUGAGUUUGAAAGCAGUGUGAACUAUGUAUGGGACAUAUCGUGCAGUCAAAGUGGAACAAUGUAUUUAGUUUCUGUUUUAUCGGGUAAACUUACAGCAAUAUCACCAUCUCAUGAGGUGAUAUUUCAGGUUGAUGUACCACGUCCUAGAGGUGUCACCGUGCUCAGUGAUGACAGACUGGUGGUUACAUGUUAUGAUGGAUGCCGAGUGUAUUCUUCCUCCGGGAAACAUGUCAAAACAUUUGGUCAGGGUGACGUGCCUGGUCUCCGGGGUGUUACAGUGGACAACAAUGGACACAUACUUGUCUGUGACAAGAACGAUAAAUGUAUCUGUGUGUAUGACGCUGUGCAGUACAGUCUUAUCAAUAAGAUCAGUGUUCCUAUGCGUAAUAAUCCACAAUACAUUGCAGUGCUCCCAUGUCGUGACACCAUUGUGGUGAGUGACAUAGGGAGACACUGUGUAUAUGGAGUAACCCCCCAGGGUGAUGUAGUGUUCCAGUAUGGUACACCAGGUGAGAGAGGCUCAGGUGAUGGAUAUCUGAACUCCCCCAGUGUAGUGUGUACAGACAGCGUGGGGCACAUCUUCAUUGCUGACAAAUGGAAUCACAGGGUGGUUGUUCUGACCUCAGAUGGUCAACUGUUGAGAUACGUGGUGGGUCCACAACAGGUUUUAAAGCCAGUGGGUGUGACCAUUGAUAACAAAGGACAGCUUGUAGUGGGGGAGUAUGGAGGCAAGGUGAAAACAUUUCGCUAUGUUCAUUAA
Molecule: messenger RNA, 1020 nt
Organism: Lingula anatina
Lineage: Eukaryota; Metazoa; Brachiopoda; Lingulata; Lingulida; Lingulidae
Product: E3 ubiquitin-protein ligase TRIM45-like
Molecular function (GO): protein binding; zinc ion binding
Source: RefSeq, a predicted model, not a curated record